This is a messenger RNA of Myotis myotis, 1614 nucleotides long. RefSeq names its product complement factor H-related protein 4-like. NCBI's taxonomy places the organism in Eukaryota, Metazoa, Chordata, Mammalia, Chiroptera, Vespertilionidae. The record is from RefSeq and is a predicted model, not a curated record.
CUUAUUUCACUUAAAUUCAGAGCCGCUCUAGGUAACUACAGCGGAUUUAAACCCCAAACAGCAGCGCUGGACUCUGCGCUAACACACCCGGGAGCCCCACCAUGCAGUUACUAGUCACGGUCAUCCUCACCCUGUGGGUCUCCUGGGCUCGUGGACAAGAAAUAACAUGUGAUCCUCCAAUAAUUCCAAACAGUGACUUUGCUUCUAAAAUGAACCAGUACAGACUGGAUGAUGUCAUCACAUACCGAUGUAGAAAUGGCUUUUCCAAUCCACCCCUCCUGGGAAAUACAACAAAAUGCACUCUUGUAGGCUGGGUACCUCUUCCAAGAUGUGUCCCUAAGCCCUGUGACUUUCCAGAAAUAAAACAUGGACGCCUAUAUUGGGAAGGGAGCAUUGGACCAUACUUUCCAGCAUCGGUAGGACAAUCGUUUCCCUAUAGCUGUGACAAAAACUAUGUCAGACAUUCAACAUUUUUCUGGGGAUCAAUUACUUGCACACCAGAAGGAUGGUUCCCGAAAGUGCCCUGCCGCAGGAAAUGUGUUUUCAAUGCUUCGGAGCAUGAACAGUUUCCAUUUAAAGUAAAAACGUAUUUACAAGGCGAUACUAUGAAAGUUGACUGCCGUCCGGGCUACAGUCUCCCAAACCCACAGAGCACAGUGACAUGUACGGAGAAUGGCUGGUCCUCACCUCCCAGAUGCAUCAAUCAUUGUGACAUGCCCAUAUUUGAGAAUGCCAGAGCCGUAAUCACCGGAAAACCAUUUCGACCUAAUGACACGUUGGACUACCAAUGCCUGGAUGGUUAUGAAAACAGAGAUGGAAGCACCAACGGCUCCAUGGUGUGUGGUGAGGGCGGCUGGCUCCACUUGCCAACCUGCUUUAAAUCUGCAGACAAGUGUGGGCCUCCUCCAGCGAUUAGCGAUGGAGACAUCACCUCCUUCCCAUCGGAAGGGUACCCUCCAGGGUCAAGAGUGGAAUACCAAUGCCAGGCCUACUAUGAACUCCGGGGUCCUCAAUAUGUAACCUGUAGUUAUGCAAAGUGGUCCGAACCCCCGAGAUGCAUAGAGCCAUGUGUAAUAUCAGAAGAAAUCAUGAAUGAAAAGAACAUUCAGUUAAAAAGGAAAGAUAACAAACGCUAUUAUGUAAAAACAGGAGAUACUGUUGAAUUUAUGUGCAAAUCUGGACGCAAGGUGGUGACGUCAGUGGAGUCAUUUCAAGCCGUGUGUCGGGAAGGGGCAGUGGAGUUCCCCAGAUGUGAAUGAAGAAGCCCUGUGGCCCCAAAUAUGUGGCCAGUCCCACCUACUGCUCUUUGCUCAAAGCUUGCCAGUCCUCUGGCAUUUCCUGCUCUUUCCCACUAUAUUUUGAAGGACAUGAAGGCAAUAUGUUAGCCUCCUGUUCAACUUAAUCUUCUCCCAAAGAUUAUCACAAAGUAUAUCAUCACUUACACUUGUACCAAGACAAUAAUUCUUCACCGUCGUGGGAUUCGACUACUUGCCAAUAGAGCAAUAAACUUCAAUGGAGGUAACGGUGUGGCUUUCUGCCUAUUGAAUCGGAUGUUUAACCGGUCAAACAAAGCACGUGAGCUUAGAACAGCCAUGGGCAAACUAUGGCCCGUGG